AAACGAUCACUCUUCCAUACUGACACUUCCAAACACCUCUUGUUCACAUCUUUCUCUUUGUGGUAAACAGAAAGGGAGAGAGAGAGAGAGAGAUAGAAGACAAUGGCGUCGAACUCGCUCAUGAGCUGCGGCAUCGCCGCCGUUUACCCUUCGCUUCUUUCUUCUUCAAAGUCUAAAUUCGUCUCCGCCGGAGUUCCUCUCCCCAACGCCGGGAACGUCGGCCGAAUCAGAAUGGCCGCUCACUGGAUGCCCGGAGAGCCACGACCAGCUUACCUCGACGGUUCUGCUCCUGGUGACUUUGGAUUUGACCCACUUGGACUUGGAGAGGUUCCAGAGAACCUUGAGCGAUACAAAGAAUCAGAGCUCAUCCACUGUAGAUGGGCCAUGCUCGCUGUUCCAGGGAUUUUGGUACCAGAGGCUUUGGGAUAUGGAAACUGGGUUAAGGCUCAAGAAUGGGCAGCAUUACCUGGAGGACAAGCCACUUACUUGGGGAACCCUGUCCCAUGGGGUACUUUGCCCACAAUCUUGGCCAUAGAGUUCUUGGCUAUUGCAUUUGUCGAGCACCAGAGAAGUAUGGAGAAAGACCCCGAGAAAAAGAAGUACCCGGGAGGCGCAUUUGACCCUCUUGGAUACUCCAAAGACCCGAAGAAGUUCGAGGAGUUGAAAGUUAAGGAGAUCAAGAACGGGCGGCUUGCGUUGUUGGCCUUUGUAGGAUUCUGUGUGCAACAAUCUGCCUACCCAGGCACAGGACCAUUGGAGAACCUUGCUACUCACUUGGCGGAUCCAUGGCACAAAAACAUUGGCGAUAUUGUUAUCCCUUUGAACUAGUGACUGUAAAAAAAAAAGAAAAUUAGCAAUAUAUCCUGUGAGCUUUAUGUGUAAUCAAAACUCUGUGUAAUGAAAGACAGAUUGUGAAACCUGUAUUUUGCCUCUGUGAUUGAUUUGGUCUUGUGAGCUUGAAUUCUAAGUGAUUAAACCUUUUGAA
Molecule: messenger RNA, 985 nt
Organism: Eutrema salsugineum
Lineage: Eukaryota; Viridiplantae; Streptophyta; Magnoliopsida; Brassicales; Brassicaceae
Product: chlorophyll a-b binding protein 6, chloroplastic
Exons: 4
Coding region: 103-828 (241 amino acids)
Biological process (GO): photosynthesis, light harvesting in photosystem I; response to light stimulus
Cellular component (GO): membrane
Source: RefSeq, a predicted model, not a curated record